CCACAUUCUCACUUGCAUUUGUAUAUUUUGUCUUUUUAAUAAUAACCAUUUUAACUGAUGUUAAGAGGAUACCUCACUGUGGUUUUAUUUGCAUUUCCCUGAUGACUAGUGAUGUUGAGUUUUUUUUUUUAUUAUACUUUAAGUUCUGGGGUACAUGUGCAGAACAUGCAGGUUUGUUACAUGAUGUUGAGUAUUUUUUUUAACAGACUUGGCCAUUUGUUUGUCUUUUCUUGAUUUGUUUUUGUUUUUUUCUUUUUUUUGUUUGUCUUUUCUUGAGAAUUGUGUUUGUGUCCAUUGCCCAUUUUUAAUGUGUUUAUUUUUCCAUUGAGUUGAGUUCCUCGCAUAUUCUGGAUAUUAUCUGGGACUAAUAUCCAGAUAAAUAGUUUGCAAAUACUUUCUCCUGUUCAGCUGGCUGCCCCUUCACUCUGUUGAUUGUUUCCUUUGCUUCGUAGAAGCUUUUUAGUUUAAUAUAGUCCUGUUUGUCUAUUUUCGUUUUAGUUCUCUAUGCUUUUGAGGUCUUAGCCAUAAAAUCUUUGCCUAGAACAAUGUUCUGAAGUGUUUUCCCUGUUUUGUUCUAGUAAUUUAUAGCAUCAGGUCUUCUAAGUAUUUAAUCCAUCUUGAACUCAAGAUGGAUUUUGUAUAUGGUGAGAAAUAGGGGCCCGGUUUCAUUCUUUUGCAUAUAAAUAUCCAAUUUUUCCAGCACCACUUAUUAAAGAGGGUAUCCUUUCACCAGUGUAUGUUCUUGGUGCCUUUGUUGAGAAUCAGUUGGCUAUAAAUAUGUAGCUUUAUUUCUGGGCUCUCUAUUCUGUUCCAUUGGUCCAUGUCUAUGUUUAUACUAAUACUAUGCUGUUUUGGUUACUUAUAGCCUUGUAAUAUAUUUUGAAGUCAGGUAGUAUGAUGCUUCCAACAUUAUUCUUUUUCUUUUUUUUUUGAGACAGGAUCUGGCUUUGCUGCCCACGCUGGAGUGUGGUGGUGUGAUCACAGCUCACUGCAACCUCUGCUCUGCCUCCCAGGUUCGAGUGAUCCUCCUACUUCAGCCUCCUGAGUAGCUGGGACUACAGGUAUGCACCACCAUGCCCGGCUAAUUGUUGUAUUUUUGGUGGAGACGAGGUUUUGCCAUGUUGCCUAGGCUGGUCUCGAACUCCUGAGCUCAAGCAAUCCGCCCACCUUGGCCUUCCAAAGUGCCAGGGCUACAGGCGUGAGCCACCAUGCCUGGCUUGCCAACUUCAUUCUUUUUGCUUAGGAUCAUUUUGGCUAUUCUGGCUCUUUUUUGGAUCCAUAUGAAUUUUAGGAUUUUUUUUUCUAUUUCUUUGAAAAAUGACAUUGAUAUUUUGAUAGGGAUUGCAUUGAAUCUGUAGAUUGCUUUGUGCAGUAUGGUCAUUUUAACAAUAUUAAUUCUUCCAAUCCAUGAGCAUAGGAUAGCUUUCCAUUUGUUUGUAUCCUCUUCUAUUUCUUUCAUCAGUGUUUUAUAGUUUUCCUUAUAAAGGUCUUACUUUCACUUGUUUGGUUCUUACAUUUCUCUGAUGAGUGGGUUAUGAAAGAAUCUAGGUAGAAAUAGUGACCAUGUCUAGGGAAAGAAAACUCAGAAUUUCUAAGAAGGGACGUCACAGAACUAAGUAGGGUUUCAGGACAGUUAUGCUUGCAUGUGGUUUCUUAACUGGCCUGCUGCUUCUUUCCAAAGCUUAAUCAGCCAGGUAGGUACUGAGCAUAAAUUCAGUGCUGGCACCUUUGCUGGCUGGGAUGUGAACAGAAAUAAAUAAUAUCAGGCCCUGCUUCCCCUAGGCAGCCUCCCACACAAGACCAAGUGGAUGUCUUGAUCAAGGGCAGAUUCCAUGGGCAUAGUGGAAAUCAUAAUGGUGAUGGUGAUGAUGACUAACAUGAUAGAGUACUAACUCUAAGCCAAGCACCGUUACAAGUACUUUACAAGUAUUACUCAUUUGAUUCUUACAAACAUUCUUAUCCUCAUGUUAUAGGUGGGGAAACCAAGGCAUGGGGGAGGUGAACUAGCUUGCCACACAGCUGAUAAAUAGUAGAGCUGGUGAAGAAGGAGGCUGUCAGGGAAGGCUUCUGGGGAAGGCGCUGCACCUGUGCCAGGCCUGGAGCAGGUAAUAUCAAUAUGGAAGAAAGGGGAAGGCAUCACGCUUAGCUGGGGCAUGGUUUGUACUGGCUACAUGUCUCUUUGGAGUCCUGUUGCCAACCUGCCCACACUGGGCUCAGCAGCCCCAGGGAACUCUGGGCCUGCCCUGGCCUCCACCUGCCACACUGCCUUAGUGAACAUUCCCUCAGCCUGGCACAAAGCAGGAGGUUUUGGGUAGUUGCUGGACCCUUGGGACUUGAUGUUUACACCUGCUCACAGGUGGAUGCUGCUUCAACAACCACUCCUGAUUUCUUUUGAUACUUCUCUUGCUGAAAAUAGUUGAAUUACAAAAACAAUGCACAGUCAUGAUAGAAAAUGCGCAAUCAUUAUGCACGGAGUGGGAAGACAACCAGAACCGACUCCUGCUGCUUGUUCAGGUUGGAGGAGAUGACUCUCAAAAGGUUUCUUGAUGAAAUUUCCAACAUAAAAGACAAGAUCUGAUUGCUGGAAGAAGCAGAUUUUGUGAGGGAGGGCCUCACACUCUGCACAUGAAAACAAAGAACCUGAGGAUUUGGUAGUGUCCUCUUGGUGGCAGGUGAGUAUCCUGAAGGCACAGAGUGGAGCCUGGAGAGGGCAGAAGUGAGGCCAUCCCUCUCCCCUGGUGAGCGUCCAGUGAAAAUCUCCCAGAAGCAGGGUCAGCCAGGACACAUCAGAACAGAGAUGUUCCUGUAGAUUUUAAGUUGUCUAUAGUACCAUGUAGGGCUGUAACCCCUCAGCAGUGCCUCAUGUAAGAUACUCCUUGGGGGAAGUCAAAGAAAAGGAGCAGUGUUCCAUAUUUGGGUUAACUAGGGGCAGAGAGAAGGGAACAGCUGCAGAAAGCAGGAUGCCAGGGAAAUCGAGAGCAGCAGGAAGAGGAAACUGGAGUGAACAUGACAGCUAAGCACCAGGAAAUUUGCAGCGAUGUUGGGGGAGGGCCAUGGACUUUGCACAAGACAUAGGAUGAAUAUUUCGGCCAUUUUUAUUUCAAUCUUAAAGCAUGAUCCCGUUAAUCUGGAAGAUUUGAGGAUACUGAGAUGGCAGAAAUAUGGGCUACAAACAAACAAAUGGAAGAAAAUACCCCCUCUCCACCCAUCAAGAAGAAAGAGUAACUCCAAACAUUUUGAUCUGCAUGGAAGCCCUGCCCUUUGAAGUCGCUCAUGGACCCAGACUGAUAGAGGAUCUGUCUCAGCACAUGCUUCAAGAUUCUCAUGGGUACAGAAAACAGAGAACAUGGUUAACCAUGAGCUGGCUCCUAAAGCUUCUUCUCAGAAGAUACACACACCACUUAGCCAAAGUAAAUCACAUAGGAUUCCUAGUACAAUGUUGAAGUGAUGAUAGCAGGCAUUCUACUGUGUUCCCUGUUGCAGAGAAGCUUUUAAGUUUUCACCAUUAAAUAACUUUGAAGAUAUUCCAUUGUCUCUGGCUUCUACAGUUUCCACUGAGAAGUUACCUGGAAGCCUCAUUGUUGUUGUUCCAGUCAAGAUGUAGAUGAGUGUGCCCAAGGGCUAGAUGACUGCCAUGCCGACGCCCUGUGUCAGAACACACCCACCUCCUACAAGUGCUCCUGCAAGCCUGGCUACCAAGGGGAAGGCAGGCAGUGUGAGGACAUCGAUGAAUGUGGAAAUGAGCUCAAUGGAGGCUGUGUCCAUGACUGUUUGAAUAUUCCAGGCAAUUAUCGUUGCACUUGUUUUGAUGGCUUCAUGUUGGCUCAUGACGGUCAUAAUUGUCUUGAUGUGGACGAGUGCCUGGAGAACAAUGGCGGCUGCCAGCACACUUGUGUCAAUGUCAUGGGGAGCUAUGAGUGCUGCUGCAAGGAGGGGUUUUUCCUGAGUGACAAUCAGCACACCUGCAUUCACCGCUCGGAAGAGGGCCUGAGCUGCAUGAAUAAGGAUCACGGCUGUAGUCACAUCUGCAAGGAGGCCCCAAGGGGCAGCGUCGCCUGUGAGUGCAGGCCUGGUUUUGAGCUGGCCAAGAACCAGAGAGACUGCAUCUUGACCUGUAACCAUGGGAACGGUGGGUGCCAGCACUCCUGUGACGAUACAGCCGAUGGCCCAGAGUGCAGCUGCCAUCCACAGUACAAGAUGCACACAGAUGGGAGGAGCUGCCUUGAGCGAGAGGACAUUGUCCUGGAGGUGACAGAGAGCAACACCACAUCAGUGGUGGAUGGGGAUAAACGGGUGAAGCGGCGGCUGCUCAUGGAAACAUGUGCUGUCAACAAUGGAGGCUGUGACCGCACCUGUAAGGAUACUUCGACAGGUGUCCACUGCAGUUGUCCUGUUGGAUUCACUCUCCAGUUGGAUGGGAAGACAUGUAAAGAUAUUGAUGAGUGCCAGACCCGCAAUGGAGGUUGUGAUCAUUUCUGCAAAAACACCGUGGGCAGUUUUGACUGCAGCUGCAAGAAAGGAUUUAAAUUAUUAACAGAUGAGAAGUCUUGCCAAGAUGUGGAUGAGUGCUCUUUGGAUAGGACCUGUGACCACAGCUGCAUCAACCACCCUGGCACAUUUGCCUGUGCUUGCAACCGAGGGUACACCCUGUAUGGCUUCACCCACUGUGGAGACACCAAUGAGUGCAGCAUCAACAACGGAGGCUGUCAGCAGGUCUGUGUGAACACAGUGGGCAGCUAUGAAUGCCAGUGCCACCCUGGGUACAAGCUCCACUGGAAUAAAAAAGACUGUGUGGAAGUGAAGGGGCUCCUGCCCACAAGUGUGUCACCCCGUGUGUCCCUGCACUGCGGUAAGAGUGGUGGAGGAGACGGGUGCUUCCUCAGAUGUCACUCUGGCAUUCACCUCUCUUCAGGACUGCAAGGGGCCUACUCUGUCACCUGCGGCUCUUCCUCUCCUCUCAGGAACAAACAACAAAAAUCAAAUGACUCUGCUUUUGGGGAUGUCGCCACCAUCAGGACAAGUGUAACCUUUAAGCUAAAUGAAGGCAAGUGUAGUUUGAAAAAGGCUGAGCUGUUUCCCGAGGGUCUGCGACCAUCACUACCAGAGAAGCACAGCUCAGUAAAAGAGAGCUUCCGCUACGUAAACCUUACAUGCAGCUCUGGCAAGCAAGUCCCAGGAGCCCCUGGCCGACCAAGCACCCCUAAGGAAAUGUUUAUCACUGUUGAGUUUGAGCUUGAAACUAACCAAAAGGAGGUGACAGCUUCUUGUGACCUGAGCUGCAUCGUAAAGCGAACCGAGAAGCGGCUCCGUAAAGCCAUCCGCACGCUCAGAAAGGCCGUCCACAGGGAGCAGUUUCACCUCCAGCUCUCAGGCAUGAACCUCGACGUGGCUAAAAAGCCUCCCAGAACAUCUGAACGCCAGGCAGAGUCCUGUGGAGUGGGCCAGGGUCAUGCAGAAAACCAAUGUGUCAGUUGCAGGGCUGGGACCUAUUAUGAUGGAACACAAGAACGCUGCAUUUUAUGUCCAAAUGGAACCUUCCAAAAUGAGGAAGGACAAAUUACUUGUGAACCAUGCCCAAGACCAGGAAAUUCUGGGGCCCUGACGACCCCAGAAGCUUGGAAUAUGUCUGAAUGUGGAGGUCUGUGUCAACCUGGUGAAUAUUCUGCAGAUGGCUUUGCACCUUGCCAGCUCUGUGCCCUGGGCACGUUCCAGCCUGAAGCUGGUCGAACUUCCUGCUUCCCCUGUGGAGGAGGCCUUGCCACCAAACAUCAGGGAGCUACUUCCUUUCAGGACUGUGAAACCAGAGUUCAAUGUUCACCUGGACAUUUCUACAACACCACCACUCACCGAUGUAUUCGUUGCCCAGUGGGAACAUACCAGCCUGAAUUUGGAAAAAAUAAUUGUGUUUCUUGCCCAGGAAAUACUACGACUGACUUUGAUGGCUCCACAAACAUAACCCAGUGUAAAAACAGAAGAUGUGGAGGGGAGCUGGGAGAUUUCACUGGGUACAUUGAAUCCCCAAACUACCCAGGCAAUUACCCAGCCAACACCGAGUGUACGUGGACCAUCAACCCACCCCCCAAGCGCCGCAUCCUGAUCGUGGUCCCUGAGAUCUUCCUGCCCAUAGAGGACGACUGUGGAGACUAUCUGGUGAUGCGGAAAACCUCUUCAUCCAAUUCUGUGACAACAUAUGAAACCUGCCAGACCUACGAACGCCCCAUCGCCUUCACCUCUAGGUCAAAGAAGCUGUGGAUUCAGUUUAAGUCCAAUGAAGGGAACAGCGCUAGAGGGUUCCAGGUCCCAUACGUGACAUAUGAUGAGGACUACCAGGAACUCAUUGAAGACAUAGUUCGAGAUGGCAGGCUCUAUGCAUCUGAGAACCAUCAGGAAAUACUUAAGGAUAAGAAACUUAUCAAGGCUCUGUUUGAUGUCCUGGCCCAUCCCCAGAACUAUUUCAAGUACACAGCCCAGGAGUCCCGAGAGAUGUUUCCAAGAUCUUUCAUCCGAUUGCUACGUUCCAAAGUGUCCAGGUUUUUGAGGCCUUACAAAUGACUCAGCCCACAUGCCACUCAAUACAAAUGUUCUGCUAUAGGGUUGGUGGGACAGAGCUGUCUUCCUUCUGCAUGUCAGCACAGUCGGAUAUUGCUGCCUCCAGUAUCAGUGACUCAUUAGAGUUCAAUUUUUAUAGAUAAUACAGAUAUUUUGGUAAAUUGAACUUGGUUUUUCUUUCCCAGCAUCGUGGAUGUAGACUGAGAAUGGCUUUGAGUGGCAUCAGCUUCUCACUGCUGUGGGCGGAUGUCUUGGAUAGAUCAAGGGCUGGCUGAGCUGGACUUUGGUCAGCCUAGGUGAGACUCACCUGUCCUUCUGGGGUCUUACUCCUCCUCAAGGAGUCUGUAGUGGAAAGGAGGCUACAGAAUAAGCUGCUUAUUCUGAAACUUCAGCUUCCUCUAGCCCGGCCCUCUCUAAGGGAGCCCUCUGCACUCGUGUGCAGGCUCUGACCAGGCAGAACAGGCAAGAGGGGAGGGAAGGAAACCCCUGCAGGCUCCCUCCACCCACCUUGAGACCUGGGAGGACUGUUUCUCCACAGCCUUCUCCAGCCUGUGUGAUACAAGUUUGAUCCCAGGAACUUCAGUUCUAAGCAGUGCUCAUGAAAAAAAAUACUUAAAGCAGAAAGAAUUAGAAAUAAAUAAAAACUAAGCACUUCUGGAGACAUAAUAAUGUACAUUUAUUGCCAGCCUUCCUCGUUGCAAGCUUCCACCCUGCAGCAAAUGCACUAUGCUGACUCUCGCACCUUCAGCUGUGCCCUCCGACACUCUGCUGGCCAUUGCCUGAGGGACUGGGGAGUUCAGGUGAAAUGUAAUUUCCUCAGUGGAUGAGAAUCAUCAAUUGUCAUGAAAAGGAGAUUUCACCAACCCUGAGUCAGUAUUGCCAAGGGUUCUACUCCCCAAGUGGGCUUCCCAUCACAAGGGAUCUGAGGUCCAGGUGGGUGUGGUGAGGCCCAGCCUGUCAUGUAUGCCUUCCUUCCCCAGUCUCAAAUGUGAGAGACGGACUCUGCUCCGUGGACAUGAGCAGCCCCUUGAAGGGUGGUCUCAUUCUCUAACAGUAACAGCACUGCCAGAAACACCCCCUGAAUGCCACACGAUCAUCUCACUUUGGGUCAGGCCAGCAGGGCCUCACGAUCAUUUCUUGAACUUGAAUUUUCAGUGUUAUUGAAUCUUUAAACAUUUAAAUCCCCAAGCAAAAAUCUCAUUACAGUGAAUAAAAAGGAAUCCAAUCAAACAAGCCACCACUUCCCUAAUGGAUGGACUACCUACAACUAUAGUGUUUUGUUAUUUCAAUAACAAUUCUAUGCACAGCCAAUUCUCCAUACCAAAGUACUAAAAAAAAGUUUAACAAGCAUUUUUGAAGAAAACAAAGAGAACUUCAUUAUGGUUAAACUUGCUUUUCAUCUCAGUGUUGCUUUUUUUAACCUGUUAAUAACAUUGAUUCUUAAAAAGUCCUAAUCAAACUUCUUUAUUUGGAUGGGCCCUAAAUAUUCAUUUUCAGAUUUCUCUUCAAAAGUUUGAACAUCAUCAUUAAAAAAAAAAAAGCAUUAAAACAAGCACUUGGACUUUGUUAUACUGGA
Molecule: messenger RNA, 8125 nt
Organism: Gorilla gorilla gorilla (western lowland gorilla)
Lineage: Eukaryota; Metazoa; Chordata; Mammalia; Primates; Hominidae
Gene: SCUBE2
Product: signal peptide, CUB domain and EGF like domain containing 2
Exons: 26
Coding region: 3817-6552 (911 amino acids)
Biological process (GO): signal transduction
Cellular component (GO): cell surface
Molecular function (GO): calcium ion binding
Source: RefSeq, a predicted model, not a curated record